Acanthopagrus latus (yellowfin seabream) is the source of this 5262-nucleotide messenger RNA. RefSeq names its product apolipoprotein L, 1 (gene apol1). The record is from RefSeq and is a predicted model, not a curated record. Gene Ontology annotation, cellular component: membrane; extracellular region. The coding region runs from base 291 to 3518 and encodes 1075 amino acids. Gene Ontology annotation, molecular function: lipid binding. The transcript has 38 exons. Lineage: Eukaryota; Metazoa; Chordata; Actinopteri; Spariformes; Sparidae. Gene Ontology annotation, biological process: lipoprotein metabolic process; lipid transport.
GCGAGGUCGACAUUAGGAGUUUCCGAGCAGUACGUGAAAGCAACAUCAGCUCAUUUCACAGACUCCCAGGUGAGUCUGACACGCCCUCUCUAGGACAACAACACACAGGGAGGCGUGAAAACAACCGGCAGUAUCAACACGGGACGGACAGAAAGUCGACAAAUCUUCACUAACAACACCAAACAGCGGCGGGAUAGCUUAACACUGAACAACUGCGGGAUAACUCAACACUAAACAACUGCAGCAUAACUUAACACUUACGUUACACAAGGGCGGACGUAAAGGAGCUAAUGGAGCGAUACGACAACCUGGAUUUGGACCUGGAGUGUGAUGGAGGAGGUGUAGCUCAGAAAGUGGCAAUAUUUGGUGGGAUGUUCAAAAGAUCCUCCAAGAUUGCUGAACCAUCCGCGCAAUCACAGGACACAUUAUCUGUGAACAGCAACCUUUCAAAGAGCAGCGACAGUCUGUCUGACAGCAGCACAAAGGAGAAAGGAGGCGUGUUGAAACGCAUGUUCAAGAAGGCGUCCAAAACCGCCAAAGAGGGCCAAUCACAGGACACCCUUUCACUACAAAAUCCUGAACUGUCUGUCAGUAGUGACAGCUUAACAGACAACAAGUCCUCAAAGGAGAAAUCAGGUGUGUUCGGUGGGAUACUGAAACGAGCUGGUAAACCAGGACACGCCCGGAGGCCUUCACAGGAUCUGUUGGACAACGACUUUACAGCCAGUAACGACAGUCUGUCUGAAAACACUGCAACUAAAGAGACAGGAGGAGUGUUCAGUGGGAUGUUUAAAAAAAAGGAGGAUUUGUCUGCUCCAAGCGAGCUCUCAGGCAGCACUGACAAUCUCUCUGUGAAUAGCAACACUAAGGAGACAGGAGGGAUCUUCAGUGGGAUGUUUAAAAAAUCCCCCAAACCUUUUGGAGCAACAACACAGUCUCAGGAGGAUUUGUCGGCACCCAACGAGCUCUCAGGCAGCGCGGACAAUCUUUCUGUGAAUAGCAACACUAAGGAGGGAGGAGGGAUUUUUAGUGGAAUGUUUAAAAAAAAGCUUCUUGGAUCAAGGACACAAUCUCAAGAUGAUUUGUCUGCUCCCAGCGAGCUCUCGGGCAGCACCAACAAUCUGUCUGAGGGUAAAGACACUAAGGAGAAAGGAGGAAUCUUUAGUGGUGUGUUCAGAAAAAAAGUCUCCAAAUCUCAGUCUCAGGAUGAUUUGUUUGCUGAUGGGGAGCUCUCUGCCAGCAGUGACAGCCUCAUAGAGGCGUCUUCAAAGGAGAAGGGUAAGACUGAACAAUCAGGAGAUCUAAAGGAGAAUACAGAGAAACCAAAAGCCAAGCAGAAUGGUUUCAGUGCGAUGAUGAAGAGCACAUUCUACACUGAAAAACAGGAGAAGAACUCUGAUUCUGAGGAGAUAUUGGACAGUGGAGAUGACCAGCCCAGUCACAAACAGAAGAAACUCACUGAUGCGAUGACAAAGCUGAAUCCAUUUCGAUCUGCAAAUAAACAUGAGAAGCAGGCUGGCUCAGAUGACGAGGAUCCACCUGUGAGCAGUGAGAAGUCAUCAGGCAACAAACAGAACGCCAUGGUUGGAGCCAUGUCCAAGUUGAACCUAUUUCGCUCUGCAAAUAAAAAAGACACAGAAGAUACUGAGAAGCUCACGGAGGACGAGCAACGAAUGGAAGAGAAGCCGAAAGUGGUCAAAAGCAACAUGAUCCAGCAAGAGAGAAAAGACAGAAGUGAAACACCAACGGUCCCGCCUAGACCAACUGAAGAGGAGAUGAAGAGGACGUCAACAUACAACAAAGGAAAACCAAUAGGAGCUGAGGAUAAUAAGAAUAACAAGGAUAUGACCUCCAGAGAGAAAAAAGCAAAACCUGAAAAAACUCCAGUAGUUCCUGCCAGACCAUCAGAAGAGAGCCAAUCAGAUGAUGAAGGCCUCAAAAAAGAUGAAUCUGCUGAAUCCAAAGACGAGACGAACUAUACAGAAAGCAAAACAACCAAGGUGAAAAAACACAAGCAUAAUCCGUUCAUGCCGCGAGUUGCAGCCAAGGCUUCGUCUGAUGAUGAAGGGCUGAAAGAAGAUGAUGAUUCUUCAUCCAAAGAGGAAAAGAAUGAUGAGGAUGGCAAAGACAAAGCUGAGGAGACCAAACUCAAGAAACCUAAGAGACACAAUCCCUUCAUGCCUCGGGUCAAGACUUCGUCUGACGAUGAAGGUCUGAAAGAAGAAGAUGAUUCUUCAUCCAAAGAGGAAAAGAAUGACGAGGAGGGAAAAGACAAAACAGAGGAGACCAACGUCAAGAAACCUAAGAGACACAAUCCCUUCAUGCCUCGGGUCAAGGGCAGAGUUAAAGCGAGGGGAGAGGGUGGAGCUGCAGGCAACACAGCAGAGAAUGAAGGUCCAAAAAGGACCUUGUUUGACCAGCUGGAUGACUACCGUAUUGACCCGGCACGGGGUGAAGAAGGACAGGAUGUGGAGGAUCUCAUGGAGUGGUGGGACACAGUGGAAUCUUGGGAAGACACGGCUCAGGAUGAUGACAUGACAGAAAAAGAAGAGGCCAAGGCUUUUGCUGUGACCGCAGAGAAAGUGCAGAAGGGCAUCCGUGUCUUCAACAAACUGUUCUCGGAGCGCGCAGAGAGCCUCUGGCAGCACGUCAUCGACCUCAACACCAUUGCAGACGGCCUGGACAAAUUCAGCAAAAAGACCAAGAUCGCCCAAAUCACUGGUGGCUCCACCAGCGCCAUCGGAGGCGUGGCCACAAUUGCCGGCCUCGCUCUUGCACCAGUCACCAUGGGAACCUCCUUGAUUGUGACAGCAGUGGGACUGGGUGUUGCCACGGCAGGCGGUCUGACAUCAGCAGGGGCCGGCAUCUCCAACCAGGUAAACAAUUCGAUGGACCGCAAGAAGGUGGAGAAGAUCAUUAAGGAUUAUCAGGACAAGAUGGUGGACCUCAACAAGUGCCUGAAGUUCAUCAAGCAGGGGAUUGAGAACCUGAAGAAGUUUGACCUGCUCAAGAUGAAGGACAACGCUUACAACCGUGACUUCCCUGUGCUCACUGCUCAGUUCUAUGAGGACGGUGCCAUGGCAGGAAAGGCGAUCCUCAUCAACGCUAACGAGAUCAUGCGUGUGGUGCAGAUCGCUAACGUGGCGGGCAGCACGGCCGCCAGAGCGGUCCAGAUCGCCAGUAUGGCUACUGGUGUACUCACCGGACUUUUCGUAGGUAUGGACAUUUACUUUGUGGCCAAAGACUCGAAAGAACUCAAGAAAGGUGCAAAGUCAGAGUUCGCCAAGAAAAUCAGGGAGGUGUCCACGCAGCUGCACGACGGUCUGGUGGAGCUCAACGGGAUACGAGAGGAGCUGCAGUGCACCGCACCAGAAAACGAGGACGAAGGCGAUGAUACAGCUGCUUUGGACAGUGACAAGAAAGAGAAAGAAGACAAACACGACACCUCAGAGGAGGAUGAAAUCGACCGCAUUAAAAAAGCCAUCAAAAAGGACUAUGAGAACCGAGAAUACCUUUGACCGUAACCCAAAACCUGGACAAGCACUGAAACUAGACUCUAAUGUUGAGAUUCAGUGUGAGGAUUCGAGCAUUGUCAGUUUCCCAGGAUCCCUACAAAGUGUUUUUGUGUCUCAAAACUUCAGUAUACUUCUGCUUUGUUGGCAUUGAUGAGGUGGAGGGUGCCAAUCUUUUGAAAUUGUUUCUAAAGCUUCAGGACUUCUUUUUGGUACCUGACUUCUUGAAUCUAAACAGCAUUUACAGUCCUGGGAUGAACUGAGCUUUUGCGGUAGAUUUAGUUUCACAUCCGCUUCUCUGGCAAUUGUGCCAACGUUAAACUGCCAUGAUGUCUUCAAGAAAAUGAGAUUCAGAGAUUUAACCGAUUCAUGUAUUUGGUUAGUCCAGUUUUAGAUUAAUUAAAUAAGUAGAUGCAAAUUAUUUUCUCUACUUUAUAACUUAGACUUUAAACUGCUGCUUAGAGUUUCAUGUUGGUUCAUAUUGAAACACAUAUAUUAAUCGGGUGUGGAGACUGUGGGUGAAUAGUGCCUUUUAUUAUUUAUAAUUCUGUGUGCAAUGUAGUGUUACUAUGUUUACUUAUGUUGUUUUAUUUGGUUAUCAGGGCUGCAAAAAAAGAUAUUUCCCCCAUGAUGGAGGUUUUGAAUCUGAUGUGGAAGUUUUUGUUGGGCUUGAUGAAAUGUCUCUCAGAAUGGACGUAAUAAGCUUAGUUUUUUACAGAACAGCCAAAAGUGACAAUAAUGACAGUGCUAAAGAACCAGGAUGAGGUUGCACCAGCUGUUCGUAGAUCCAUCACUAAGAUUGUGUCUAAAGCCACAGUUAGUUGCCACAGUUGGCGGUUACUCUAGCGAUACACUGCUGCCUGAGUAAGAAUUCAACAGGUGACAAUUCUUACAUUUUGCUGUUUUUUAAAACUUAAAUGUCUUCACAAUUAAAGAUUUUAGUAAUGUUAAACAGAUGUUAGGAAAAGUGUGUAAACAGGAAGUCACAAGCUGAAGCAAAACUUUUAAACAUUAUGCUAACCUAGCUUAAGUUAAGGCCAUUGACUUGGUGUAACAUUUUAGUUUUUGUGUAUGUUGUGUUUCUUCCCACUUUGUGUAAUUAUUAAACAGGAUUUUAAUCAAGUCUCAGGUCACAUGUCAGUUAUAUUUCGUAAUCUCUCAGUCACAUAUUUGAAAGCUAACGUUCUGUUAGCGACAUAACAUGUACACCUCACGGCUACUGGUUGUAAAUAUUUAGUAGCAACUAAGGUUGGAGCAACCAGUUUUAAUUCUGUGUUAGGAAGCAUGAAUCAGCACUAAGUAAACACUAUGAAGUGUGAGAGUCAUUUUGAGUUUUUGAACAACUGGUGCAACCGGCUCCAGGGGAAAAACAACACAAAAACCAGUCUGAGGUGAACUUAUUCAACAUAUAUAGGUCACUGAUGAUCUUUUCUUUCCUUUGGUUUCCAUACCAUCAGGUGUAAAAUGAUCUCUUAAAAUGCAACUUGGAUAACACAGGACUGCAAAAAAAAACAGGACUGCUUGUCAGCUCUUUGUUAUUUCCUUUUAUCAUGGCAUCAUUUUUUUAAGACCAUUAUUUCAAUGUUUGAUAUUCGAUCUGUACUAGUCUGAUUAAUGAUCCUCAUAUUUAUUUUUCAGUCCUCUUCUGGGUGUUGUUCAUUCACCUUUUUUUUAUGUGCAAUAUAUUGUAGAACUCCAUGUGUAACAAAUGUAAAUGUAAAAUUGAUAAAUAAAGGCCAUAGAAACAUUU